AUGGUCGAGCGUCUUACUCUGCGCAAGCGCACUCCUUACAACACCAAGUCUAACCGUAGACGCGUGAUCAAGACUCCCGGAGGAAAGUUGCGCUACCUGCACGUCAAGAAGCUGCCAACUUCUCCCAAAUGCGGUGAUUGCCACACUGCUCUGGCCGGUGUCAAGGCUUUGAGACCUAGAGAGUACGCUACCGUCUCGAAGACCAACAAGACUGUUCAGCGCGCUUACGGUGGUUCCAGAUGCGCCAACUGCGUUCGCACCAGGAUCAUCCGAGCAUUCCUGGUCGAGGAGGCCAAGGUGGUGAAGCUCGUCGUCAAGGCAGCCGCCAGCAAGAAGUAA
Molecule: messenger RNA, 339 nt
Organism: Ceraceosorus guamensis
Lineage: Eukaryota; Fungi; Basidiomycota; Exobasidiomycetes; Ceraceosorales; Ceraceosoraceae
Product: ribosomal protein L34e
Exons: 2
Coding region: 1-339 (112 amino acids)
Biological process (GO): translation
Cellular component (GO): ribosome
Molecular function (GO): structural constituent of ribosome
Source: RefSeq, a predicted model, not a curated record